CAAGCGAUUCAAGAUUGCUGACUUUCUGUUCGUAGGCGGAUUCUUCCUUCACUAACAAUCCCGGGGAAAUCCUCCUGUUGAACAGUGGUGCCUGUUUGGUUUUAAGGCCCAGCAGUCCAUUCACCUUGAGGACUCGUGACCUGAGUCUCCAACGUUACUCGAAUUGAGUCAGCCUCCGGACCUUCGGUCCCGCAACUUUGCGCAACUUCACUGAACCCGGUAUCUGAUAUCGAGGGACUCGUGACUGGACAUCACGACAGAAAUUCUCCGACGACAGGAAGCUCGAGGACCUAUAUAAACCCCUCAGAUCUUGAUCCUUGACCUCCUUUUCCCUCCUGCCACAACUACAAAUACCAGUACUCCCACGAAUUAGAACAGCAACCGUUAGCCUGUAGUCGAACAGCUUCCCCAAUUUCGCCAUCGAUAGCAACUUACACAGCAACCGUUUUAUGAGCCUGCUAGUGAGGAACCGAACAUCCACGAACAUCCAUCAUGCAGCUCACUUCUCUCCUUUCCGCCAUUGUGGCCCUGGUGAUGGCCCCCCUGGCUAUCUUGGCCUCCCCGGCUGAGACCCUGGGCAACAGAGACUUCCCUGACCCAGCCAUUACCCUUGACCCUCGCACCCACGAGUGGUACACCUUUGCAACCAACAGCAACGGCAAGAACGUCCAGGCUGCUUACAGCCCCAAUCCGCACGACGGUCCUUGGACCUAUGUCGAGCACGACCUCCUCCCGACUCCGGGCAAGUGGGUCAACCCCGACCAAUACGACAUCUGGGCCCCAGAUGUGCACUACUUCGAGGCCACCGACUCAUUCGUCAUGUACUACUCUGGUCUUUUGGCGGAUUCUCCUUAUCACUGCAUUGGCAUCGCCACUGCGGAGAACAUCACCGGUCCGUACGAGGCUCUCGAUGAGCCUUUUGCUUGCCCCGACUCUGAGGGUGGUGCCAUCGAUGCGAGCGGCUACCUCGACCCUUUCGACGGCUCGUUCUUCGUUGUAUAUAAGGUGGACGGUAGUUCGAAGGGACCCGGUGGUCCUUGCGGCAACGGCGACCCCCCUGGCGAGCCGACUCCGUUUCGUCUGCAGAGAGUUAACGAAAGCGACGGCAUCACUCCGAUAGGCCAUUACACUGAGAUCCUCGACCGUGAUCCGGAGCUCGAUGGCCCGCUAAUCGAGGCCCCCAACCUGAUUCGGACGUGGAACGGCACAUUCGUACUGUUCUACUCAUCCCACUGCUAUAACACGCCAGAGUACGACAUCAAGUAUGCGACUGCAGACCAGAUCGAGGGACCGUACCAUCGCCGUGGUGAGCUGAUGGGUCCUAACACUACUUCCUUCGGGUUCGACGGCCCUGGAGGAGCGAGCAGUGUCCGCGGCGGUGGAAUCAUGGUGUUCCACGCCAAUUGCGACGCCGGGCGUUGCAUGUACGUGACGGAGUUCGGAGUCGACGAGGAUGGCAUCGUAACGCUUCAGGAUUGAUCUGUUUUGAACGUUUGAUCAGCACGGGGAAGAAAAAGACAAGGAGUAGAGAGAAGAGAAGGACAUGGAGUCAUUGGGUACAGCGUUGGCUUUUGGAAUGCAUUUUGGGUAUUAGCGAUAGGCGUACGGCGUUCGUUUUCCAUGAAUACAUUAGUGUUUGCACCUAAAACUGCCUUGAUCCGAAGUGACAAAUUGAAACCAGUGAUAUAGGAGACGUAGGGCAGAGCUAGAACACUAGCAUUGAUAUGUCAAGAAAAAUACGAGUGUAGUCCAGCAUGAGCAUGGUUCAGACAGAGGUGGUGUCUUGACAUCGAAAUUGGUGAUCUUGAAGAAGAAGUCAGGAGAA
Neurospora tetraspora is the source of this 1825-nucleotide messenger RNA. RefSeq names its product glycosyl hydrolase. Lineage: Eukaryota; Fungi; Ascomycota; Sordariomycetes; Sordariales; Sordariaceae. Gene Ontology annotation, biological process: carbohydrate metabolic process. Bases 493 to 1479 code for a protein of 328 amino acids. The transcript has a single exon. Gene Ontology annotation, molecular function: hydrolase activity, hydrolyzing O-glycosyl compounds. The record is from RefSeq and is a predicted model, not a curated record.